UAUCUAUGUCAUCUAUGAUGCCUUGGCUAAGUCUCAAUCCAUUACCAGACCCAGCAGAUACAAAAAUAUGCGCAAUAGUCAUUGCUCUAGUUGGACAACACCUGUAUUGCUAUUAGAGGCUUUGAUCUUGCAUCGUUCACAGCAGUUACCUAUACCCGUAUUCCCAUGACUCAUGGCCGGAAUGCAAGCAAGAUUUAUCGGACAUCUUGUUCAAGAAGAUGGAGCAUCUAUCCUGGUAAGAUGUCUCGAGAAAUUAGCCUUCCACACCGUUCAUUAACCUUCCUCUCACAUUACGUGAACAUGGUCAUAUUGUUCAGUGUUCAAGUCAUUCUUCCUCUCAUCAAUGUCACAGGUACAGUCGAACCUCGGCCCAUUCCAUUAUAUGCAACCGCUGAAUAUAUGGUGAUAGUGGCAGAUGAUUCCAAAACACUGUGUUUUAGCAGUGCAAUUAUCAAGGAUCGACUGUCAAGGUCGCCUACACUCUUGCUGCCUAGCUGGGAUGCAUGAAAACAUGCGACUCGGCUCGAUCGCUUCCGCAUGCAGUAUGCGACAAGACCAAUGUCUGCUGUGGCUCCACGGGCUACAUACACACACGUGGGCCAACGACGAGCGCUUCACUACCUCUUGAUCCGUUUCCAAG
Molecule: messenger RNA, 640 nt
Organism: Pseudovirgaria hyperparasitica
Lineage: Eukaryota; Fungi; Ascomycota; Dothideomycetes; Acrospermales; Acrospermaceae
Exons: 1
Coding region: 166-507 (113 amino acids)
Source: RefSeq, a predicted model, not a curated record